AUACUGCCAACAUAUCAGUAGAUAAAAUAUCUCACCGAUCGCGAUUUCUGUCCGAUUCCUGGAUGUAAAAAGGAGUUACCUAGUGUAUGGAAACCUUUCAAUUAGUUGGAUAUAUAUACUCAUUUAAUGUACCGUGUGAUCUUUCCAAAACAAAAAUAAUAAUAAGUUCCAUAGAAUUGUUUACAAAAAAGUUUGGAACAACAAUGUGCUUUAUUAAUUACUUAUGUCUGGAAUACCUUAAGUUCAAGACAUUUUGAAUAAUGUCAUGAAGAAUUGACGUCACCUGAAAGCAAGAAAAGUUAAUUUAAGGAUUUUAUUUUCCGUUUGACUCUUGGAAGAUGACGUCAGAAGGCCCAGGGUGGAAGCGAAUGGUGGUUCUGUUGGUGUUGGUGGUGGUGUAUUUGUGCGUGGGAGCCGCUAUCUUCAGUCAAAUCGAGGGCGAUCCCGAAAUAGAGCGACGACUUCGGUUAGAGGCCUUCCUUAGAAACUUCAUAGGUAACCAUUCCUGUGUAAAGCAUGACGACCUAAUCAACGUAUUACGUCAGGUGGAUCAGGAAUUUACGUUCGCCUUAAACACUUUACGUAACACGACGGUAUACACACAGUGGGAUUUCAUUGGUUCAUUUUCCUUCGUUGUUACCGUGGUAACCACCAUAGGAUAUGGAAACCUGGCACCCAAAACGUACCCCGGUAAAGUGGCUCUGGUGGUUUACGCCCUCAUAGGAAUUCCCAUCACUCUCAUCAUGUUGAACUACUUGGGUCAAAUCCUGACCCGCCUCUCCACACGGGUCAACAAAUGUAAACUCUGCUCGGCCAAACCUCUGGUGAACAAAAUACUGAACAUGGUCCUCAUUGUUACCCUGGGGCUGACUAUCCUAUUCAUCCUACCGGCCUCGGUUUUCAGUUACGUGGAGGAUUGGACGGUUUUAGAGGCACUGUAUUACUGUUUUGUGACCCUCAGUACUAUAGGAUUCGGCGACUAUAUAGCAGCUAUUUCAGAGAAUCGCAUAGAUCAUCGUGGUACGGGCGACCUGUACAGAAUUGUGACGUACGUGUGGAUAUUGUUCGGCCUGGCUUAUCUAUCCCUCCUAAUUAACUAUAUCUCGAACGUCUUCAUCAAAAAGGCCGAAGAAAUGGAAAGACUUACAAAAGAAAAACUGGAGGCUGAAGUUUCUAGAUUACAACAAGAAUUAGCAAAAACUGGAAAGUCAGUGUAUAAAACGGCAGCAAACGUAAAAUCCAGCGUUAAGGGCAAAAUGUGGGAAGCGCCCUCUAGUAACAACAGUGGCAUUGAUCAAGAAAGCGGAAGUGUAACUCUGCUCCGAAUAGCUCAACUGGAAGAAACUUGAUUAUACUAAGUUAUAGUGCAUUUGUUUGUGUGUUUGUGUGUAUGAGAGAAAAAUGAACUUUUAAGUUAG
Messenger RNA from Saccostrea cuccullata (small rock oyster), 1418 nucleotides. Its product is annotated as potassium channel subfamily K member 16-like. The coding region runs from base 339 to 1349 and encodes 336 amino acids. Gene Ontology annotation, molecular function: potassium ion leak channel activity; outward rectifier potassium channel activity. The record is from RefSeq and is a predicted model, not a curated record. NCBI's taxonomy places the organism in Eukaryota, Metazoa, Mollusca, Bivalvia, Ostreida, Ostreidae. Gene Ontology annotation, cellular component: plasma membrane. Gene Ontology annotation, biological process: stabilization of membrane potential; potassium ion transmembrane transport. The transcript has 5 exons.